Ailuropoda melanoleuca (giant panda) is the source of this 1174-nucleotide messenger RNA. It is a transcript of the gene APOE, whose product is annotated as apolipoprotein E. Bases 96 to 1031 code for a protein of 311 amino acids. Gene Ontology annotation, molecular function: cholesterol transfer activity; phospholipid binding; phosphatidylcholine-sterol O-acyltransferase activator activity. The record is from RefSeq and is a predicted model, not a curated record. The transcript has 4 exons. Gene Ontology annotation, cellular component: chylomicron; low-density lipoprotein particle; extracellular vesicle. Gene Ontology annotation, biological process: cholesterol metabolic process; phospholipid efflux; acylglycerol homeostasis. Lineage: Eukaryota; Metazoa; Chordata; Mammalia; Carnivora; Ursidae.
GGGGAACAUUAUAAUUGGACGGGUCUGGGAUCCCUGAGUCCUACUCAGCCCAAGCGGAGGCGGAUGAGGAGGUUUCCCCAGGAGCCGGCUGGAAGAUGAAAGUUCUGUGGGCGGCGCUGGUGGUCGCGCUCCUGGCAGGAUGCUGGGCCGAUGUGGAGCCGGAGCUGAAGCUGGAGCCCGAGGCCGGGUGGCAGACUGGCCAGCCCUGGGAGCUGGCGCUGGCCCGCUUCUGGGAUUACCUGCGCUGGGUGCAGACGAUGUCUGAGCAGGUGCAGGAGGAGAUGCUCAGCAACCGGGUCAUCCAGGAACUGACGGCGCUGAUGGAGGACACCCUGAAGGAGGUGAAGACGUACACGGAGGAGGUGGAGGAGCAGCUGGGCCCCAUGACCUCGGAGAUGCAGGCCCGCGUGAUGAAGGAGCUGCAGGCGGCCCAGGCGCGGCUGCGCUCGGACAUGGAGGACGUGCGCAGCCGCCUGACGCAGUACCGCGGCGAGCUGCAGGGCAUGCUGGGCCAGAGCGGCGACGAGCUGCGCGCGCGCCUCACCUCGCACCUGCGCAAGCUGCGCAAGCGCCUGCUGCGGGACGCCGAGGACCUGCAGAAGCGCCUGGCCGUGUACCGCGCCGGCGUGCAUGAGGGCACCGAGCGCACCAUGGACACCAUCACCGAGCACCUCUGGCCUCUGUUGAUGAAUGUGCGCACGCGCCAGGCCAUCGCCAGCUCCCCAGGCAUGCAGCCGCUGCACGAGCGCGCCGAGGCCCUGGGCCAGCACCUGCGCGGCCAGCUGGAAGAGGUGGGCAGCCGCGCCCGCAGCCAGCUGGACGAGGCGCUCGAGCAGGUGGAGGUGAUGCGGGCCAAGCUGGAGGAGCAGGCUGAGCACAUGCGCCAGCAGGCCGAGGCCUUCCAGGCCCGCCUCAGGAGCUGGUUCGAGCCCCUGGUGGAAGACAUGCAGCGCCAGUGGGCCGAGCUGGUGGAGAAGGUGCAGGCGGCCGUGGGCGCUGGACCCACCACCGCGCCCGUGGAGACACAAUGAGGGCCUGGCGCGUGCUGCCUGCCCCCCCCCACACCCGUCCACGCCCCCCCCCCCACCUCCCCACAGCCUACAGGAGGCCCUGGCCCUGCCCCAGCUGUCCUCUGGAGGGCCCUAGCUUAAUAAAGUCACCAAGCUCCACAGCA